Molecule: messenger RNA, 2488 nt
Organism: Notodromas monacha
Lineage: Eukaryota; Metazoa; Arthropoda; Ostracoda; Podocopida; Cyprididae
Source: the annotation of a GenBank genome assembly
AUUUUCUUUUUUCGGGUCAGUGAUUAUCCAUGACUAUCCAAGCAAUCGGCGGUUUGGUGGGGCGUGGAGAUGAUGUGGUUGUGAAGGUGCGAGAAGAACCAUGGCUGACCUUCUGAAAGGAACACAUAACACGGAAGAAACCACAAUUUCCAACGAUAUCGACGAGCUCUUCCCGAAGUGCAGGGUAAAGCCCGCGAAAUCGCAGGACCGAUAUCGCAACAACAAUGGCCCUAUGUUCAUCCGCAGUAACGGAAGCGCUGUCGACCUGUUGAUGUCUCCGAAUAACAACACAUCCGUGCUGCCGUGCUAUAGCGAAAGUCAGGAUCGUAGAAUCAUGUUUCAGGAGGGAGAUGAGGACUUGUUGGGCCUGGAUUCGCCAAGCAGCCGCAAGGACUCCUUUUCAGAAUCCGGUGGUUCGGGUGGCAGUUGCGCGGAAGAUCUGCGCAAACCCGAGGCAAAAUGGGUAGAAGCUGGUGCCAAAGAAGUCUUUAGUCAAAGUAGAGCCAGAGCUGGCAGGAAGAGAUCCGGCGACGACUGGGGCAAGAAAAUAAAACGAGUUGAUGCCGAAACGACGUGUCGACCAGUGAAAGUAUACAAGGAAACGGUAUUCGCGAGUGAAAUUCAGACGCUAGAAAAUACGUACCGCCCCUGUGCAGAUCCUGAUGUGACCGUUUUAGACUCGGGAAAAACUCGUUCAUAUCAGUCGUCGCCAGAAGAAAAUCGUACAUUUGACGAAAUCGGGGAGUAUCCGCGUUCUAGAUUGGAUACGUUGUCUGGGUCGACCGUUAAAAAUUUGGCGGAAUCGCUGCUUAUGAUGUCGCCUGCAAGCACCCAAAUUGGUGAUCCUGACGCCGGAAAUACCUCUGACGAUAGCAUGCCAUCGUCUACGAUGCCUUAUGCUUGCUUAUCCACUGUCACUGACGCGGGAAGACCUGCGUUGCCCAAUUGGAACUCAAGUGGCAGCCCAGAAACCAAUUCUCCCACUUCUAGUCCCGUUGCUUGCGUAAUUGGUUCUGUCCCCAUAGCGAAAUACGAAGGUUCACCUCGAAGGUUGGGCGCCAGACAUCGUGCAUCUCCAGCUAUCCCCGGGUUCGGCAAUUAUUUGCCGAAACCAGGCCAUCCGCAACGCAUACUUGCUCAAGUAGACGUACUUGGCGGCUUGGACCAAAAUACUGCGGAGAAAGGGGAACUGAAGGAUACCAAAAUCGACACAACGCUUACCCCUGUAAAAGAUGAGAUGGAACUCGGCCGGGAAUCACUAUCGGCCAUCAUUCCAGAAUUGGGUCAAGUGCUCAAGCCCAAAGAGGACGCACCAUUUGCGCAUCAGCCAUCUCCUGAGUCGGUGUACGAAUUUUCAGAAACUAGGAAAGUUUUGGAGGAGUUUUUUGGCGGUGCUCAUCCGUCGAUUAUGAGCUUGUCGAAGGAUGAACAGAAAGCGAGCAGGGCUGGCUCUAAUGCUGGACGACGUUCUCAACGCGAUAGCGACGAAGCUAUAAAAACGAGUUCCAAUAACGAAACCCGCAAUCAAGCUCGAAGUUCGGUCCGUCGUGUGAAGAUGAACAAUAACGGCUACGCAAUGAAUCUCAUCAUUCGACCAAAUACUUCCUCACCUUCCUCGUCGUUAUCCGUUGAUCAAGAAACGCUGUCCACGGAAGAUUUCGGAGAGACUGAGAUUGGCAUUCGGGUGGAAGAGAGUCGGAACUUCACGCUGUCACCGGAGACGACAGAGUGCGAGGAUCCGAGUGAUCUCGAGAGUUUCGUGUGCGAGGAUCCGGAGCAGCCCGACAGCGAGGAAGGUAGCCGCGUGUCGUCCGUCGAAGGUUCGGGCAAAGCGGAGAGCACUAAAAGCGGCGCCGUGGGGGUGAUGCCCGUGCUGGAGGAUGGCUUGUCCUCAGGUGAUGAAGGCCGGCCGGAUGAGCCCGACCUGAUCAAUGCCGGCGAUGACUUCUGCGUCUCCAAGAUGAACGGCGAUCGUAUGGUGGAAGAGUUCUUGCGGGGAAAUACCAGUUCUGGAGGGUUGCUGGGUCUGGCUGGAAGGAUUCAAGCCGAGCCCCAGAGCUCGCCGACGCGGGCGGCGAUCCAGCGGGAAAUGCGCGCCCUUGAACACGAGCUACAGGCGCGCGCGCGAGCCCGAGCCAGGGCUCUGCGGAAGCACCGCCGAGCCUCACCGAAGUCCGACCUGGACCAGCCGACUAUGGAUUAUCGGGAUUCUGUUUCGCAUGCUCUUCCAGCGCUUGGCACGCAACGGAAUUCUAAGGCUGACGCAAUCAUUAUUAUGAUGGCAUAUCCGUUGAGACAAUUAGGGCGGCACAUUACGGCUAAAGUUAGGUGGAAAUUGAGGGGCCGACUUCGUCCGGCAAUUUCGAGUCUGGAUGCCCUGGGUGUGAAAAUAGGAGCUUCAUUCACUGAAGAAUUGUCCCGAAGCUACUCUCGCAUUUCAUCGUUCCCGGCUCGUAAGAGAGACGCUGAGCGAUGUCGGCCAAAGUAG